GUUUUUCGGAGAAUGACCGAGAAGCGUUUCAUAUGUUUCCGUCUAUAUGCAAUUUAGGUUUUGAUGCAUAUUGUUUUCGGGGGUUUUUCCUCUAUCAUAUUCCUAGAUUUGGUUUAUAUCGAAUGAAUGGUCGGACCUCAAUUGGGCGGAAAACGACGUCGAGUGCAAGUUGAUGAACAACAGGGAGUGCUACCGAUGUGAUUAUCAAAUGCAAGAAUGUCACGAGCUGGCUGGACCAAGAUGCAAAUCGGCUGGAGGUUCCGGAGACUGCUUAACAUUGCUCGGAGAAUCACGGAGUAGCGGCGAUCGUUUUCUCUAGGUUCUGGGUAAUUUUUAGUGUACACCAAAAUGGAGGAGGCGUCUUCCUCAUGCACGGUGACGCAACGACUACAGGCUGAUCUGGAGCGAGUUGUGGGUUCUUUGUAUGCGGAUUUUGGUUCUGCUGCGAGUAAGGAGCGCACUGAGCUGCUAACGUUGUACACUGACCAUCAUGAGACAUACGUUACUCGGGGCCUGCGGCGAUUGAGCGCUGGUUUUUACGUACUGGAUUCAAGUCGACCUUGGUUGUGCUACUGGAUUCUGCACUCUUUGGCUCUGCUCGGGAGGCCUGUCGAUGGAGCUUUAUAUAAUCGUUCUGUCUCCUUUUUAAAGCACUGCCAGGACCCCGAAGGUGGAUACGGUGGUGGACCUGGCCAGAUGCCUCAUCUGGCUACAACGUACGCUGCAGUGUGUGCCUUAGUGACAUUGGGUGGAGAAAAAGCCCUUGCUUCUAUCAAUAGGGAGAAGACUCUCCAGUUUCUUCUUCGUAUGAAAGAUCCGUGUGGUGGCUUCAGGGUGCAUGAUGAUGGUGAGAUGGAUAUGCGAGGCUCGUAUACGGCGUUGGCGGUGGCACACCUAUUAGACAUCAUGGUGCCAGAACUGGUCGUAAACGUCGGGGAAUUUGUGCGGAGUUGUCAGACUUACGAAGGUGGCAUUGGAGGCGAACCAGGAGCGGAAGCACAUGGUGGGUAUACAUUUUGCGGAUUGGCAGCCCUGGCGCUGGUUAACCAAUUGCAUGUCUUGGAUCUGCCUGGUCUUGUGAACUGGGUUGCUUUUCGCCAAGGUAGAGUGGAGGGAGGAUUUCAAGGACGCACGAACAAACUUGUUGACGGAUGCUACUCUUUUUGGCAGGGAGGCUGUUUUCAAGUACUUCAACAAUACAUGCCUCAUUUAUGGGCACAGCAGAACACCUCUAUGGCUGCUUUGAAUAAAUUAAGUGAUCUCUCAGAACAGAUCAAUCCAGAAUCCGAGGAUGUAGCUAAUGCCAUGCAAGUUGAUUCAAGGGAGAAAGAGGAUGAGGCUGCUAGUGUUAGACCGGAGGAGAAACCUCUACCUUCUACAAGAUCUGGGUUAGACACCGUGAUUAAUCUGAACCCCCUGACAGAAGCGCUCGACGAAACACAGCUUACUUUGAAGUCAAGCAAGGAAACUCAUGGAGUAGGCGAGCCAGUUCCCAGCACCGCCGGAGACUCCUUAUCUGCCGUUACUGCAGACAAGAUGAUUGUUGAUGAUGGUGAGGAGUUUCGUUCUCCGUCAAGACAGUCUCCAACAUCAAAGGAGUGGAACGGUGAUGAUGAAGGUUGUGUGUUUUGGGAUUCAGACAGCUUGAGAGGUUUCACCUCUGCUGACAAACUUUUCCCUAUGGUUGAGAUUGGAUUUCACCGUGAACCACAGAGUGUUAGAUGUGUAGAGGUCGUUGAAGCGCCACAAGCCGUUGCACAGGAUUCGGGAGCUGGAACUACCGAGAGUAGUAGCAACUCCUCACGCUCUACGGUUGAACUUGACAGUAUAGAUGAGUGUCUAUAUGGGCCUAUCUUCAACUCGCAAGCACUUCAGGCUUACAUACUUCUGUGCUGUCAAGAUUUGUAUGGUGGACUCCGAGACAAACCGGGAAAGAGUUGCGAUUAUUAUCAUGCUUGUUAUUGCCUGAGUGGUUUGUCUGCCGCUCAAUAUUCCACAGCUCAUCGUGUUGGUGGUCCUCCCCCUCCGUCUGGUGUUCUUGGACCGUACAGCAACUUGUUGGAGGCUACUCACGCUCUCUGCAACGUGCGACUUGAUCGGUAUUAUGGGGCUCGAAAGUUUUUCCAGAGCUCAUAAGAAUCUUAAGACAUUUUUGUAGAUAUCAAAGUCCUGUUGUCGUAGGAUGAGCUGGUCUUAGAUUCGCAGGUCGAAGUUAUAUUGCAGGGUUGGGUGAGGAAUGAAUGCAGUAGCUAGAGUUUUGACGUCGGAGACGAUGUCACGUCCGGGAGAUGGUCGGACUACGCGAGUGGGUGUGACAGUCAUAGUAACAGGUCGUUAGGACCGGACCACCACGUGUCAAGUUCAAGUCAAGUCCAAGCUUUAGCUUGUGUACAAUUUCGAAAAGUAUGAAUUGUUCUUGGACGCCAGUAUUCCGUUACAUGCUUCUGUCGGAUGGCU
This is a messenger RNA of Marchantia polymorpha subsp. ruderalis, 2457 nucleotides long. The record is from the annotation of a GenBank genome assembly. Lineage: Eukaryota; Viridiplantae; Streptophyta; Marchantiopsida; Marchantiales; Marchantiaceae.